Eleginops maclovinus (Patagonian blennie) is the source of this 1342-nucleotide messenger RNA. RefSeq lists its product as uncharacterized. The transcript is spliced from 4 exons. NCBI's taxonomy places the organism in Eukaryota, Metazoa, Chordata, Actinopteri, Perciformes, Eleginopidae. The record is from RefSeq and is a predicted model, not a curated record. Bases 49 to 1284 code for a protein of 411 amino acids.
CACUUCAGGGCUACUGGUUCUUUGCUGGCCUUGGUGGAAUUGAGAGAUAUGACUUGUGGAGUUAAUUUGGGGAUCUUCCUGAUUUGCUUGUUUCAAGCAGAGCAUGUACGCUGUUUGUGGGCUUCACAAGCAUCUCAGAGCGACGGCAACACAUAUGUUGGCUACUCUCAAAAGAAUCGGGAAGCUCGUUUCAACUAUCCCCAGAAUCGACUCAGACAGGUCCCUCCGAGCUCAGAGCAGAGCAGUAGCCUCAACGCGGCAGUGAGCAGUUUUAGCUGGGGGCAUUCGACUGGUGGCAACACACAAACUGCUUCACAGCCAGCCAAAAGUGGCUAUUCUAAAGCCAGGUUAGUGCAGGGCAGCUCAGCGGCAAAAUCUAACAGCCAACUGGCUAACUUGAAUCCUGUGCCUAAACAGCAUUAUCAAGGCCUUUCUAAUUCUAUUGCCAGUGGCAAUUCUAAGAGUAAGUACGAUAAAACUCAGAGCAGCCUGUUUGGUGCAGGGGCUCCUGAGCCAAACAUGAUCCCUGCACGGACCAAAACCUCAGCCAGUGUUCGUGCUAAGCUAGUGUCUAAAACCCCAAAAACUGCCCGUCCCUCAGCUCCUAAAAAUCCCAGCCAGACUGAGUUUGUGAACCCAUACAGGAGUAAACUGUUUCCUGGGAAUACCCAAGGAAGCUACAAGGCUACUUCCAUGGCCUCAAGCUAUGGCAAAUCUCUGCCUGAGUCCAACAAAGUAAAUGGUCCCGUCUUCCAGCCACGCAGUUACUCAAGGAGCUACAACUCCAAAUCAUCAGGAAAGGGCCCCUCUGGUAAGAAGUUUGCCCUGACCAAGACCCACAGCAUCCCUGACAAAUUCGGCGGCUACGCUAUCAGACGGCUGAAGGAUCCUGACCAGGAGAAAGUGAGUGUCAGGAAGCCCCAGCAGGCCUACGUGGCUCCCCAGCGGCAGGCGUCGAACCCGGCCUACGUGGCUCCCCAGCGGCAGGCGUCGAACCCGACCUACGUGGCUCCCCAGCAGCAGGCGUCGAACCCGACCUACGUGGCUCCCCAGUGGCAGGCCUCAAACCAAAACUAUGAGACUCCAAACAAGGCGUAUGUGGCCCCUCAGUGGCAAGCAACAAACCAGGCCUACGAGACUCCCAACAAAGCCCAUGUGGCUCCCCAGCGGCAGGCUGCACCACAGGCCUACACGUCCCCUCAGGCUGCACCUUUCAAGUCACAGGUCCAGAGUGCUCACAAGGAGGCCAAAUGGAGGCGGGUCAGGCCAAAGUGGGGACAAUAGCAGGGGUCCUCGGAUGAAUAUUUAGUCUUUUGAAACAAAAUAAAUGAUGACUUUACCA